This is a messenger RNA of Dermacentor silvarum, 1396 nucleotides long. RefSeq lists its product as uncharacterized. The coding region runs from base 1 to 1212 and encodes 403 amino acids. The transcript has 8 exons. NCBI's taxonomy places the organism in Eukaryota, Metazoa, Arthropoda, Arachnida, Ixodida, Ixodidae. The record is from RefSeq and is a predicted model, not a curated record.
AUGAUUUCCGAAGAGCUGCUCGCGAUGAUCACAUCGCUGUUCGGCGUGCUUUUCGCGAGAUCAUCCCCUACUCACAAGCCUGACAAAGACUACAUCGGCGAUGAGUUCGCAUUGGUUCUGCAUUUAAUGAAGUUUCAUACACAGGAUCGGCACAGGGUGCCCUUGUACGUUGAAAGUGUCGUGCCAACAUACAUGGAAUUUGACUUCAAGAAGUUGUUCCGGCUUUCAAGAAGCACGUGCGGAGCCCUGAUUAAGAAGUUCGAAGCGUCGAGCUACUACCCAGAAGAUAUGCUGUUCAUCGAUGUGUUCAUCGGAACUCCCGGGAGCGCCCACGAUGCUCGGGUUCUCCGGGACAGCUUCCUGUACGACGAAGCACCGACGAAUUGCGAAGGACGACCAGCUUAUGUGAUGGAUGAGGCAAACCCCGACUGGGCGCCGAGCCUCAAUCUCGGCUACAAGUCAACAACGCAUGCUGGAAGAAGCGCCAGCGACAGGUACACGCGACUCAAGCAACGGAAGCGCGCGAGUUCGGCAGCCAGUGCAUUUCCAUUAAAGCAACGACCGGGGAGCGCGAGCACAAACGCGGCGCCCAUUGCUACAGGAACGGCGGCAGAGGAGAGUUCUUUCGGUGACGAAGAAUGCCCCGCUUCAGAACAACCGACAGUGCAACACCUUGCAGGUCAUGCAACUCCCGAGGAGCCUUCAAGCUUGGAAUGUACAGCACUACAAGACAAUGCAGCCACAGUUCAGUGCCACCUGCAAGUGGAUCUGCAGAAUAACCAAGCUUCUGCAUGCAUGACAGACAAAGAGGUGACAGCUGAUCUGCUGUCAGCCCACAUCUCUUCACUGGAGGAAGAAAACCGCCGCCUUCAGCAUGACCUGGCUAGUGCACACAGCCGCCUGGCAAAGGCCGUCCCUGGAGACAGGAAUGUGUUCCGCAGCAACCCAGACAUGGUUCUGUUUUACACAGGGCUGCCAAAUUAUGCAGUUUUAGAGGCUGUUUGCAGUGUAGUUGAGCCUCAUGUAAGGCAUACAUUACGAAACCGCCUGAACAAAUUCCAGGAAAUGGUCGUUUUCCUAAUGAGGUUGCGGCUUAACCUCCCGUUGCAAGAUCUUGCACACAGGUUUGGCAUUCACCAGUCUACAGUAACGAGGACAGUAGAAAGGUGGCUUGAUGCUGCUUACAUUAGGCUCAACAGUCUCAUCAAAUGACCAGAACGUGAAGAUCUGCAAAGAACAAUGCCAAUGGUAUUUCAAGAAACAUUUGGCAAGAAAGUAGCAGUCAUUCUUGAUUGUUUUGAAAUAUUUGUGGACAGACCUUCAUCCAUGGAACCUAGAUCAUUAACAUGGUCCACGUACAAGCAUGGGAACACCAUGAAGUACUUAAUUGGCAUCG